AUGCCUGCCACGAACGAUCCCAGCGACAACGCACAUUACCUCACUGGAUGGAGACUCGGCAUCGUGAUUACCUGUUUAUUCUUUGGGUCUUUCCUCAUUGCGUUGGAUACCAAUAUCAUCAAUGUUGCUCUGCCGCAAAUAUCCUCCGAUUUCCGAGCUUUGGACGAUGUGGCCUGGUAUGGGACCGGCUAUUUGCUUACGGUGACCGCAUUUCAGCCAGUCUAUGGAUGCUUCUAUCGUCUUUUCCCCACAGAUAUUGUCUAUCGCCUGUCUAUAAUCAUCUUUGAGGUGGGCACAAUUCUGUGCGCAGCAGCCAACUCAUCGCCCAUGUUUAUUGUGGGUCGCGCCGUCGCUGGCCUUGGGGCCGCUGGCGUGUUACAGGGUGCUCUUAGCAUCAUUGGACAGGUGGUGCAGCUGGAGAAGCGACCGCUGUACAUGGGAAUUGUCAUUAGCGUGUUUGUCAUAACGGUCUGUGUUGGACCCCCGCUGGGUGGAGCAUUCACUCAACACGCCACAUGGCGAUGGUGUUUCUGGAUCAACCUGCCAUUCGGUGCCGUUGUCCUUGGCGGGCUGACCCUCUUUCUCCGAAUCAAAGGUCAGGCAACCAAGGAUCGACAAUUACCGCUGCGCGCAAAGCUGGGCAGCAUGGAUUUCCUUGGUUGUGCCCUCUUCCUCGCUGCAGUUUGUUGCUUACUCUUAGCCUUACAAUGGGGUGGUCAGACUAAACCCUGGUCCUCUUCUACCGUGAUUGGUCUGCUCGUCGGCUCAGCUGCCUUAGCUCUGGUCUUCAUUUUCAUCCAGUGGAAGCGUCAGGAGCGGGCCCUCAUCACCCUGAGGGUUUUCUGCCGCCGGAGCGUCUUCACCAGUGCCAUGGUUUUAUUCUUUCUUGGUGGAUCCACUUAUCUGGAUACGUAUUUCCUGCCGUUCUAUUUUGAGGCCGUGCACGGAAUAAGUCCCGUCUCCAGCGGGGUCAACUUCAUCCCCCUGAUGCUAACAGAGAUGGUUGCAUUGGUCAUUAUCGGGGCUGUGGUCAAACAAUGGGGUCAUUAUGUCCCCUACAUCCUUGCCGGCGACCUGAUCUGCAUCGUGGGAACGGCCCUCCUGACGCAGUUACACCCGCACACCCGCACGGUACAAUGGGCGGCUUAUCUGGUCGUCACUGGCCUUGGCCUGGGACUAGCCAUGCAGCUCCCCUACACUGCCAUACAAGUAACCCUUUCUGCAGAAGACCUUGCAAUGGGUAAUGCCAUCGCCGUCCUCUUUUACCAAUUAGGCGGAGCCAUCUCCAUCGCCAUGGGCCAGACUGUGGUUCUCAGCACCCUCACAGAAAAGCUCAAUGGCCAAAUUCCCGGGCUGACUAGCAACGACGUCUUCGAGGCUGGCGCCGCUAAUCUAAAGGCCUUAGCGCCGACGGCAGCAGAUCUAGCGUUUCUGCGCGAUAUCUGGAAUGAGGGAAUUUCGCGCACUAUGAUCUUGUCGGUUGCGCUUGUGGCAGCCGCGGUGCCGUUCACUUUGGGGAUGGAGUGGUUGGAUGCGAAACGGGUGGCUAGAGAUAGGCAGGCGGAGGAGGAGGGGCAGAGGGAGAUUGUAAAGCAGGAGGUGGGGGUUACUGAGGUUGAGAAGGGGUCGUCGGUGUGA
Messenger RNA from Aspergillus welwitschiae, 1638 nucleotides. RefSeq names its product MDR family MFS transporter. Gene Ontology annotation, biological process: transmembrane transport. NCBI's taxonomy places the organism in Eukaryota, Fungi, Ascomycota, Eurotiomycetes, Eurotiales, Aspergillaceae. The transcript has 8 exons. The coding region runs from base 1 to 1638 and encodes 545 amino acids. Gene Ontology annotation, molecular function: transmembrane transporter activity. The record is from RefSeq and is a predicted model, not a curated record.